UGUGUAAGAAUCAUGUAAAACUUAUCAUUCUUCACAUAUAAUUGAUUUUAUGGUAAUUUAUGCAGUUAUCAGCCGAGUGCUACAUACACAUGCCCUAUAGUCGGAGCUCUCCAUCUCAAUUUCAUCACUCCACUGCUACAAACAAGAAAAGACCAGACGGAAAAUGACCGAAAACCAAAACCCAAUUGGUUUCGGGAUCAUGGGUUGCGCUGAGAUCGCGCGAAAGGUGUCUCGGGCCAUUCACUUAGCCCCCAACGCCACCCUCGUUGCUGUCGCCAGCCGUUCCAUACACAAGGCGAAACAAUUCGCAAUUAAAAACAAAUUAUCAGAUAAUGUGAAGCUUUACGGAAGUUAUGAUGAAAUGUUGGAUGACCCCUUGGUGGAUGCAGUGUAUAUGCCACUGCCUACCAGCCUUCAUGUGAAAUGGGCAGUAAUUGCAGCUCGGAAGGGCAAGCAUUUGCUGCUGGAGAAGCCGACUGCUCUCGACGUUAAGAUGUUUGAUGAAAUGCUUAAGGCGUGUGAGUCUAAUCAGUUGCAGUUUAUGGACGCCAGCAUGUGGUAUCAUCACCCCAGGACUGCGAAAAUGAAGGAAUUAAUAUUGAAUUUGGAGCUUUUUGGACAUGUUAAAGUUAUCCACAGUUCUUCAUCAUAUCAUGGAACAACACAGUUUCUUGAGAAUGAUAUUAGAGUAAAACCAGACCUGGAUGCCCUAGGUGCACUAGGAGAUGCAGGAUGGUACUGCAUUGGUGCCAUAUUGUGGACUAUGAACCAAAAACUACCAACAACUGUGGCUGCUCUACCAUCGACAAUAAGAAACUCAGCUGGAGUCAUCUUAUCAUGCAAUGCUUCUUUAUACUGGGAUGAAGAGGAAACUGUCGCUACAUUUUACUGCUCCUUCAUCUCGCAUGAAACCAUGGACUUGUCAGUGUGUGGUUCCAAUGGUUCGCUUCAUGUAGAAGACUUCAUAAUCCCUUAUGAAGAGAAUUGCGCAACAUUCAGCUUCACGUCCGGUGCUAAGUUUGUGGAUAUGCAUAUCGGUUGGAAUGUAAAACCUCAAGAAGUUCAAGUUGCUACGCAGUUACCACAGGAGGGUAUGAUGAUUCAAGAGUUCUCCAGGCUUGUAAAGGGCAUUAAAGAUCUCGGACUUCAACCAGAUACUAAGUGGGCUGAAACCAGCAGAGUCACGCAGCUGGUGCUGGAUGCCGUGAAAAACUCCAUAGAUAAUGGUUAUAAAGCUAUCCAGAUGUAUACGACUAAACUGGAUGUUUAAUAAUAAAGUGAUUAGUUUAUUUUUA
Sesamum indicum (sesame) is the source of this 1295-nucleotide messenger RNA. RefSeq names its product putative oxidoreductase At4g09670. NCBI's taxonomy places the organism in Eukaryota, Viridiplantae, Streptophyta, Magnoliopsida, Lamiales, Pedaliaceae. The record is from RefSeq and is a predicted model, not a curated record. Gene Ontology annotation, molecular function: nucleotide binding.